Molecule: messenger RNA, 5715 nt
Organism: Gadus morhua (Atlantic cod)
Lineage: Eukaryota; Metazoa; Chordata; Actinopteri; Gadiformes; Gadidae
Gene: tll1
Product: tolloid-like 1
Exons: 22
Coding region: 569-3652 (1027 amino acids)
Biological process (GO): proteolysis
Molecular function (GO): zinc ion binding; metalloendopeptidase activity; serine-type endopeptidase activity
Source: RefSeq, a predicted model, not a curated record
UAGUAAAAGAGCAGCGGAAUCUAAUCUCUCAUGGCGAACCGCUCACGUUCAUCAUGACCGAUACCAGCAGGUACCCGCGAAGCUCCGGCCACAGCGGGCUGUCACACGUCCACCAGCCGUCCUUUUGCACGGUAUGAACCGCGUGGAAGUUGAUCCUUACCUCGCAGGGAAACUCACCCGCCGGUCAAUCGGCGACCCCGGAGCGGCGGAGAGCGGCUAGCGAUAUUACACAGGAGCGCCUCUCGGAUGACAGAACCCCUCGACCAGCACAUCGGGACUAGGUAUUCCACUGAAGGGAUCUGCCGCCGAUCUCAACACCAUGCUAUGGAAAGCAGACGCUUACAAUAAGUUCCCGUGUCCCGCGGCUCAUUUUUCACCACGAGCCGUUACAUUUCUCCUAUUGCCCAUCCAGCCGGCUUUUCAUCUGCAAGACUGAAGUGACCAGAAAUCUGUGAACAGAGGAGAGAGGAGAGACAGACAGACAUAGAGAGAGAGAGACAGAGAGUGAUAGAGGGGGAGAAAUAGAGCGGUAAUAGUGGGACCUGCAUUGGUGUAUUUUGGUCUGUAGAUGGACCGGGUGCCCACGGCACUGGCAGCUAAGAUGCGGUGGAUCACGCUUGUCCUGGCCGGAUUGACUUUCUGGGGAAGUGUGUACAUUGGUCAUUGCUUCGACUACGAGGAAGCGAACUAUGAUUAUUACGAAGAGGAGAAAACGGAAACGAUCGACUACAAGGAUCCGUGCAAAGCCGCCGUGUUCUGGGGAGACAUCGCCCUCGACGAGGAGGACCUGCGCAUGUUCCACAUCGACAGGACCAUAGACCUGACGGAGCGCCCGCACACGCACACGCACGGCCGACAGGGACACACCACCGGUGGCCAGGAGGAACAGGACAUUGCCAAGAAGAGGAGUUCUCUGUAUCUGCUGUUGGAAAGGAUACGCAGGUUUGGCUUUGACUCUCUCCCUAGCAACCUCAGCAGGGCCUCUCCGGGGUCCGGCCCCCCCGGUGGGAAGGGGGAGAAGCCCGCCAGCGCUCUGAAGGGCCGCUUCCCCCGCGCAGCCACGUCCCGGGCUGAGAGGAUCUGGCCCGGGGGGGUCAUCCCCUAUGUCAUCGGAGGGAACUUCACAGGUAGUCAGAGGGCCAUGUUUAAACAGGCCAUGCGUCACUGGGAGAAGCAGACGUGUGUAACGUUCAUUGAGAAGACAGACGAGGAGAGCUACAUAGUGUUCACCUACCGACCCUGCGGGUGUUGUUCCUAUGUGGGUCGCCGUGGCAACGGGCCCCAGGCCAUAUCCAUAGGGAAGAACUGUGACAAGUUUGGCAUCGUGGUGCAUGAACUAGGUCAUGUGAUCGGCUUCUGGCACGAGCACACAAGACCCGAUCGCGACGAUCAUGUGACCAUCAUCCGGGACAACAUCCAACCUGGUCAGGAAUACAACUUCCUGAAGAUGGAGCCGGGGGAGGUGAACUCUCUGGGAGAGGCUUACGACUUUGACAGCAUCAUGCAUUACGCCCGGAACACCUUCUCACGGGGGAUGUUCUUGGACACCAUCCUCCCGUCUAGGGACGACAACGGGAUCCGGCCUGCCAUUGGCCAGCGCACCAGGCUGAGCAAAGGAGACAUUGCCCAGGCAAGGAAGCUGUAUAGAUGUCCAGCAUGUGGAGAGACACUUCAAGACUCCACGGGGAACUUCUCCUCACCGGGUUACCCCAACGGAUACCCCUCGUACACACACUGUGUCUGGAGGAUAUCGGUCACGCCAGGAGAGAAGAUUGUUCUGAACUUCACCACAAUGGACCUGUAUAAGAGCAGCCUGUGCUGGUACGACUACAUCGAGGUCCGGGACGGUUACUGGAGGAAAGCGCCCCUACUAGGCCGGUUCUGUGGUGAUAAGCUUCCUGAGGUACUGGUCUCCACCGACAGCAGAAUGUGGAUUGAAUUCCGGAGCAGCAGCAACUGGGUGGGGAAGGGCUUCGCAGCCGUUUACGAAGCGAUCUGUGGAGGGGAGAUAACGAAGGACUCUGGGCAGAUCCAGUCUCCUAACUAUCCUGACGACUACCGGCCCUCCAAGGAAUGUGUGUGGAGGAUCACCGUGUCUGAGGGCUACAAUGUGGGACUCAGCUUCCAGGCCUUUGAGAUCGAGAGGCACGACAGCUGUGCUUACGACUACCUGGAAGUUCGUGACGGCCCCCUGGAGACGAGCCCUCUUAUUGGCCGGUUCUGCGGCUACGACAAACCCGAGGACGUGCGCUCCACGGCUCACACGCUGUGGAUGAAGUUUGUCUCGGACGGGACGGUCAACAAGGCAGGCUUCGCUGCCAACUUCUUCAAAGAGGAGGAUGAGUGUUCAAAGCCAGACAAUGGUGGAUGCGAGCAGCGGUGCGUGAAUACGCUUGGCAGCUUCAAGUGUGCCUGUGACCCGGGCUACGAGCUAGCGCCAGACAAGAAGAGCUGUGAAGCGGCCUGUGGGGGUCUUCUGUCCAAGCUGAACGGGACGAUCAGUACUCCAGGCUGGCCUAAAGAAUACCCCCCCAACAAGAACUGCGUGUGGCAGGUGGUGGCUCCCACUCAGUACCGCAUCUCUAUGCAGUUUGAGAUCUUUGAGCUGGAGGGGAAUGAGGUGUGUAAGUAUGACUACGUGGAGGUGCGCAGCGGUCUGACCUCUGACUCUAAGCUCCACGGGAAGUACUGUGGCACGGAGGUCCCCGAGGUGAUCACCUCCCAGUACAACAACAUGAGGAUCGAGUUCAAGUCCGACAACACCGUCUCCAAGAAGGGCUUCAAGGCCCACUUCUUCUCAGACAAGGACGAGUGCAGCAAGGACAACGGGGGCUGCCAGCACGAGUGCGUCAACACGCUGGGCUCCUACGUGUGCGAGUGCCGCCACGGCUUCGUCCUGCACGAGAACAAGCACGACUGCAAGGAAGCUGAAUGUGAGCAUAAGAUCCACAGCCCCAGUGGGACCUUGAGUAGCCCCAACUGGCCGGACAAGUACCCAAGUCGCAAGGAGUGUACCUGGGACAUCACCGCCACCCCCGGACACAGAGUCAAGAUCACGUUCAACGAGUUUGAGAUCGAGCAGCACCAGGAGUGCGCCUACGACCACCUGGAGGCCUUUGAUGGCGACACGGACACGGCGGCCAUCUUGGGCCGGCUUUGCGGCAGCAAGAUCCCCGAGGCGCUGGUCUCCACGGGCAACAAGAUGUACCUGCGCUUCAUCUCAGACGCCUCGGUGCAGAGGAAGGGCUUCCAGGCCCUGCAUUCCACCGAAUGCGGGGGCCGUCUGAAGGCCGAGUCCCGCCAGAAGAACCUCUUCUCCCACUCCCAGUUCGGGGACAACAACUACCCGGGCCACACGGACUGUGAGUGGCUGCUGACGUCGGAGGCGGGCUACGGCGUGGAGCUCACCUUCAUCACCUUCGAGGUGGAGGAGGAGGCAGACUGCGGCUACGACUACAUCGAGCUGUACGACGGCUACGACGCCAACUCACACCGCCUCGGACGCUUCUGUGGGUCCGGGCCCCGGGAGGAGAUCUACACACCAGGGGACGUUGUGCUGAUCCGUUUCCAUAGCGACGACACCAUCAGCAAAAAGGGCUUCCACAUCCACUACACGAGCACCAAGUUCCAGGAACUUCACGACAGGAAGUGACCUCAGAGUCAGCCUCCCCCUUGACCUCUUGACCUCUGACCCCGGGGCCGCCGCCAACGCCGUAACCUUGAAAUGACCUUUGCCAUGGCAACCUCGAAAACAAAGUCUGGCCAAUCAGAUAUCCCUCGUUAUGACAAGACUUGUGGACGCCUGCCACACUCCACAGGAUGGAGGACUUAUGUGUUAUGUAAACCAAGCUCUCUUUCAGUGGCGCCAGUGGUCACCUGGAGAGGAGAGGGGAUAAGUGAUGGCUGAUGAACUCAAUAUACUAUGGGACUGAACACACCAGCAUGACAAAUGUCCACCACUCACUGAUUAGCGCCUCAUCACAGAGGAGUCCAAAGGGGAACCGGAAAUAUUUAAUCAAACCCGUGCACGUGGGAAAUUAUGUGCACCCAUGCACACACACACACACACACACACACACACACAAACAUACAUGCAAACAGACACACACACAGACACACAUCAACACACUCAACAGUGAUUGUUAUGCACCUCUUGCUUUGAUGCACAGGUGCAGUGCCAGCUGCUGAUUGGCUGAGGCUGUGGAUAUUGGGUUAACAAGGAUCUAACAUGGAGGCCUAACUGUGGACCCACUAUGGCAAACCCUGAAGACACAUGAGUGUUGAAGACUGUGGUCUACACAACUUACUGUGACCAUACAUACAGAGUGACUUAUAGAGAGACAUGUUCAUUGCCUUUAAGGCCUGGGGAACUGGCCUGAACUGUACAGCUCACAGUGGCUGCAACUAGUUUUAUUGUAUGUCUUAUUCUCAAUCCUGUAAUGGUUGUUUAUGUGUGUAAAAAAUAUAAGAAAAAGCACAACAAAAGGCGUAUUCCUGUUCUGCCCAUUGCCUAAACUGUAUACAGACAACCAUCUAUGAAUGGAUGAAUUUAACAAAAAAAUGUCAGAGAAAUAAAAUGACCUUAGAUGUUAAUACUGAGCCUUGCAUUACUGUAUAUUGUAUGUUCCUGUUGUUUUAAGUUUGCACCAUGUUUUUUUAUUUGCUAAUGUAACAUAUGAAAUUAUAAGCUGUAUCCCUUGUGUUAAAAUGUUGUAACAGAAGGUAUGACCUACUCUACCAAAACACCCAUGUUUACCCUGAAACGAGAAUACACGGUCCAGAUAUGUUUCAACUGAUGACUUGAAGGACAGUUUCAUCCUUAUCCUUAUUAUGUCUUUUGGAAGAAGAAAACAACAACGAUCGAAAGGGGAGAGGAGAAUAUCCAAUGGUGCUAAAAUAUAUACAUGAAUAAGAUGUGUUUUUGUAUGGAUUGAACCACGAUGAAAGUGAUUAAAUGAUGUGAGAGUGUGUAAAUAGAGCGCCUAAAUCAACACACUGGUCCACGAUAAUGCCUUAGCACCAAACGUCCCGCCCUCGCACAGACCUCGACCGCCAGCGGACUGAUGGGACGUUUCUGCGGGGCGUCGAGUUUGUGAAGAACUUGAAUGAGUUUAUAGUUCAAUGAAAUAUUGUGGGAGCUCGACUGCCUGUGAUGUUUGUGUGUGUGAUACAACUGUUUGGCUCUUCUGGGAACAUGCGCACACACACACACACACACACACACACACACACACACACACACACACACACACACACACACUUAUUACAAGCUAAAUCGCAGACAAAGCAAUGGUAAAUACCAGGAAGAUACCUGCAUAAGAUGUAUUAUUUUUCCUCUAUUAUGCUGGUAGAGCAGCAUUUCCCUGUUCACUGUUCUACGAGUGUGAGUGCUGUACAUUAGUCCCGGUGCAUCCAGCUUUCGGUAUUAACUGCAACAUUUAUACAGCAUGUAUGCAUCUUGUGUAAGUGUGAGUCGCUGGGGCUAACGGGGAAACGUGAGUGUCAGAGUGUGUAUGAACGUUGUUUGUUUCUAAUUGGAUUGACUCAUUUCUGUAUGUGCCAAGCUCCAGGUGACCCAUGUCCCACUGUAGUCUACUGUAGUCUCAUCACUCCACUGUGUUGAAAUGACCUCUGAAUCAGUCAAUUAAAAUACACACAGGUCAAAGAGUACAUAAAAACUAAGACUAUGUGAAAUUUGCAUAUUUCUCAGAGUUA